Molecule: messenger RNA, 2139 nt
Organism: Sclerotinia sclerotiorum 1980 UF-70
Lineage: Eukaryota; Fungi; Ascomycota; Leotiomycetes; Helotiales; Sclerotiniaceae
Exons: 3
Coding region: 1-2139 (712 amino acids)
Biological process (GO): regulation of transcription by RNA polymerase II; DNA-templated transcription
Cellular component (GO): chromatin
Molecular function (GO): RNA polymerase II cis-regulatory region sequence-specific DNA binding; DNA-binding transcription factor activity, RNA polymerase II-specific; zinc ion binding
Source: RefSeq, a predicted model, not a curated record
AUGGAGUCUCCUAAACCAUCAACAGCAGCUUCGGAACCAGCACCAAGAAAAUAUACCGGUAUGGAUUAUACUGGAUCUCGACCUUUCAUAUGUAAAGAUUGCAGAAGACCAUUUGCUAGACAAGAUUCACUUGCUCGUCAUGAAAGAUUACAUACUCGGAGGGAAAUCAACUAUCCCUCACCACCUUCGAGUAUGAUUUCCCAAUCAAGUAUCCCAUCUAUAUUACCUGUGGUUGACACAAAUCUUCAAGUCGAGACACCAAGAUCACAACAAGGAAUUAUGAACAAUAGUGGGGCCAGUCAUUCUAUAAUUGGGAAUACACCUUCUACAACAGAAGAUAUUGAUUUUGAACUAAUCUGGCCAGAUUCGGAGGAUUUGUUUGAAACUUUGAUGUCUUCUGAUCAAAUGAUUCCGUUGCAAAUGCCAAUUGGGAUACUACCCGUACCCAUCACAACUCAAUCACAUGUGAACAAUGGAAGUUUUGGGAUUCCAGGUCCGUUUCAACAAAAGGGAUCAAUUGGUUCUAUCCCAGUAGGGGAAAGUCAUCAAGCUGUGCAUAAUGUUAGUGAGAUGGUUACUAGUUUGUCAUCAACUGUUACGGCUGCUGUUGAAGCAACAUCUCUCACCUCGGUUUUCUUAGAUGAAUGUUUACAUAUGUUCUUCGUAAGAUUCAUACCCACAUUUCCAGUAUUACAUCGAUCAACAUUUGUCUUUCGAGAAUGUACUCAACCUUUACUUCUUAACGCUAUGGCUAUCGGUUCUUUAUAUCUUGGACCUAAAGAUUCAGUCGCAAAAGGUGAAGCUUUAUGGAGACUUGCACAUGUAGCAGUUGCAACAUCUUGGGAAACAUUAAUCACUCAUAAAGGUCCCUAUGAUAGUUGUCAGGGAGUACAAUUAGUUGUUACUGCUCUACUUGCUCAAAUAUACGGCGCUCUCUCAAGAAAUCGAGUCAUCCGAACCACAAGUCAAGCAUUUCAUGCUCUUGGAUUCUUUUGGGCAAGACAAUGCGCAAUUUCUGAUAGUGAACCAUACUCAAGAAACAAUCUCCCCAGCCAAAAUUCAACCGAUGAAGAAAAGGAUAGAGCUUGGAAAUUUUGGGCAGCGAAAGAGAUUCAACAACGUGCAUUAUUGGGUCAUUACGUAUUAGAUGGUUUAAUAUCUCGAAUGUCAGGGGAAACUCCAUCAGUUCGACAUGCAGCCAAUCAAUUGGGUUUACCCAGUAGUGAAACAGCAUUUGAAGCCAGAACUGCCAAUGAAUGGCUUAAUCAUAUGAGAUCUCAAGAACCAUCUCAAUACUCCUUUCGAAGUAUCAUUCGAUCAUUAUUCGACCCAACAAGUCAACCUCUGACGAGUUUCCAUGCCUUCUCGGCAUUUUCCCUUCGUGUCAUUCUAGAAGGUCUUCAAUCCUUAGUUUCAGAUUGUGAUUCCGAUGAUCUCUCUACAGUUGGUGUACCCACCAAGCUCGAAUCACGAAAAGCUCUAAGUCACGUCUUUGAAGCUAUAUCCAUAAGUUCCAAUCUUUCACAUUCGGAACGACUGGAGCUUUUACUCAGAUGGCAUACUAUCUGUCUCGAUACUUGCAAAGAUUCAUCACUACUUUGCAGAUCCAUCUGUUCUCGUUACGGUAUCGUACAGCAUGUUUGCGGCGGAAAAAAUAUCAUGAAACCCGAACAAGAUUUGAUCAGUUGGGCGGGUACAGAAGAAGCAAGAAAAGCCCUCGUACAUGCUAUUGCUAUCCAAGAAAUUGUAGAACAAUUACCAAGAGGCAGAGCACAUGUUAUUCAUAUCCCUAGUUCAUUAUUCGCAUCCGCAACGGUUUAUUGUGUUUUUUCUCUGGCGGGUCAGGGUGCGGUUAAUGUACCAAAUAUAGUUGAUUGGCAAGUUGUUUUGGCGACGAAUGAUUUGGCGGAUUCUUCGAUUCAGUCGGGUUCUUCUGGUCAUUCGGAGACGCAAUUAUUCUUGCGAGGUGCUACUUCAUCAUCAUCAUCAUCAUCGUCAUCUAGAGGAUUGGGCACAACGAAAAAUCUCCUCUAUGAACUUAAUUCUAUGCAGAAACUUUUUAAAUGUUUGUGUUCGCAAUGGGGUAUUGCUUUUGAUAUGGAAGAUGUUUUGGAUCAGUGGAAUACUCUUUGUCAUUGA